AUGGCAGCAGCCGUAGCUGCAUCUAAUACCACACAACAUGAAGCUCGUAAAACAGCACAAGCUUAUCUCGACCAACGAUUAGCAGAUAGUGCCACCAACAAGUCAACCCGGCCAUUCGAUGUUCCAGAGAUCAACAUCGCCAAAUCAUUCUCUUCCAAACUCGAAGAUCGCAAAGCAGUAGCCCUUCAAAUCCGCAAUGCCUGCAUGAACAGCGGAUUUUUCCACAUCACAGGCCACGGCAUUGCCGAAGAGAAACGCCAGACGAUCCUCAAGGCUGCCCAACGUUUUACCAAAGACUAUCCGCGAGAGAAGAAGGAGGCCCUGCAUGUCAGACAUUCCCCAUACUUCCGAGGAUGGGAACCUGCCGAUUUCACGUACGUCAAUCCGGGCGAUUGGAACGCAGCCGAAGCCGCGCCCGAAACGAAAGAGGGAUUCAACUGGGGCUAUGAAGCCGGUCUCGACCCCACGGGCGGUGAUGGACAGUAUCGUGAACUCGAUGGCGCUGCCAUCAACGCGAAUGUGUGGCCCGACGAAGACAUUCUACCGGGGUUUUAUGCGGCUGUGCAGGAAUACUACGGCUCGAUUCUGCAGCUUGCGAGACAUCUGUUUCGACUAUUUGCGUUGGCGUUGGAGUUGGAAGAGGACUAUUUCGAUGAUAUGAUGACCCAUCCCGGGGGUAUCGCGAGGUUGUUGUAUUAUCCUCCCGCGAAAGAUCCGAAGCCGCUGGAUUCGAAGGUAAAGGAUAAGGAGAUUGGACUGGGGGCGCAUAGUGAUUAUGAGUGCUUUACUAUCCUGUUAACAUCUACUGCUGCUGGUCUGGAGAUACUCAGUCCUGAGAACCAGUGGAUUGCUGCACCGUUCGUGGAAGGCAGCUUUAUUAUCAAUGUCGCGGACUUCUUGAUGCGGUGGAGUAACGGCGUCUUCAAAUCUACCGUGCAUCGUGUCGUCAACCGCACGUCGAGUGAGCGAUAUAGCGUCCCAUUCUUCUUCUCGAUCAAUUACGAUCAGAUGGUAGAGACUCUGCCAAGUUGCAUCACGCCAGAAAAUCCCUCGCAGUACAAGCCUAUCCGAGCGGGGGAAUAUGUACUCGAAAGGCUCCGAGCUACUGCCAAAGACAGUUGAGAGAUGUCAAGAAGGGCGUAAUUGGUUUUACGUAUACUAUAAGCUCUCCCGUUUUGGUAUAAUCAGCAGUUCACUUUAUAAAUGAAUGAUGACCAUAUACUACUGCGUUAGGGAAUAACGAUUAUUGAAAACGACGAGGC
This is a messenger RNA of Sphaerulina musiva SO2202, 1262 nucleotides long. Its product is annotated as Clavaminate synthase-like protein. Bases 1 to 1122 code for a protein of 373 amino acids. The record is from RefSeq and is a predicted model, not a curated record. The transcript is spliced from 3 exons. NCBI's taxonomy places the organism in Eukaryota, Fungi, Ascomycota, Dothideomycetes, Mycosphaerellales, Mycosphaerellaceae. Gene Ontology annotation, molecular function: dioxygenase activity.